Messenger RNA from Symbiodinium necroappetens, 564 nucleotides. The record is from the annotation of a GenBank genome assembly. NCBI's taxonomy places the organism in Eukaryota, Dinophyceae, Suessiales, Symbiodiniaceae.
AUGCUCCUCCUACGAUGGCUGCCGGUGGCCGAUGAGGUCCUACGCCGACGAUUGCUUGACCAUCAUGCCCUCAUGCAGUGGAAGGAUCCUGCCAGCACAGGAUUGGGUCUACUUCCCGAAGCCACGACACUUGCCAGAGACCCAGACCUCCGCCAGCUGAAGCGUAUCAUGUUGGAGGCAUGGUUCCCCGACAGGGUUCAUGAGCUUGACGUGCCGGAACCUGAUGAUCUGGAGCCUGUCGGUGAUGGAGAGGAUUACAAUCUUGAUGAGGAGGAUGACUUGGAGGUUGAAGGUGGGGCAGAAGGGGAUGAACAUCCCGUAGAAGAGAUGGAGGAGGCCGGUGGCCUCCCCCACGAGGCUGAUGCUGCAGCCGAACCCAUGGCGGUGGAUGGUGAAGGCGAUGGCCCGACAGAGGAGCAUGAUGUGGUGGUGCUAUCCGACGAAGAAAACAACACGCCGCCGCACAAACCAGUUAGAAUGCUUUCUCGUUCUGGCUCCAAACUUGACGCGCCCGUGGCCCACCGACUUCAGAUGCUGAAGAUGCAGCUUGAAGCUGUGAAGUGA